This is a messenger RNA of Paralichthys olivaceus (Japanese flounder), 4971 nucleotides long. The record is from RefSeq and is a predicted model, not a curated record. Lineage: Eukaryota; Metazoa; Chordata; Actinopteri; Pleuronectiformes; Paralichthyidae.
AAACCUGCAGUCCCGAAGCAUUCCAGUGUCCUGGGUCACAUAUGUGCAUCCCUCAGCGCUGGAAGUGUGACGGUGACAAAGACUGUCCCGAUGGAGCUGAUGAGAGCGUCAAAGCUGGCUGUGUGUUCAACAACACAUGCAGCAACAACGAGUUCAUGUGCCAGAACCGACAGUGUAUACCGAAGCACUUUGUGUGCGACCAUGACAACGACUGCAGUGAUGGCUCAGAUGAGUCCCAGGAGUGUGAGUAUCCAACAUGUGGACCUAAUGAGUUCCGCUGUGCCAACGGACGCUGCCUCAUCCAGAGCUCAUGGGAGUGUGAUGGAGACUUCGACUGCCAUGACCGCUCAGACGAGGCGCCCAAGAACCCACACUGCACUGGCCCGGAGAAAAAAUGCAACGACACUGCUUACGCCUGCAACAAUGGAAACUGUGUGAAUGAGACGUUGCUCUGUGACCAUAAGGACGACUGUGGUGAUGGCUCUGAUGAGCUGAACUGCUUCAUUAACGAGUGCCUGAACAGCAAACUGAGCGGCUGCUCUCAGCUCUGUGAGGACCUGAAAAUAGGCUUCAAGUGUAGAUGCCACCCAGGCUUCCGUCUGAAAGAUGACGGGAAGACGUGUGUCGACAUAGAUGAGUGCACGACCACCUAUCCCUGCACGCAGCGAUGCAUCAACACACACGGCAGCUUCCACUGUCUGUGUGUGGAGGGUUUCCAGCUUAGUCCUGCAAACCCCACCAUAUGCAAAUCCACCUCUGAUGAGGAGCCGUUCCUGAUCUUUGCCAACCGCUAUUACCUGAGGAAGCUCAACUUGAAUGGAUCCAACUACACACUGAUCAAACAGGGCUUGAACAAUGCUGUGGCUCUGGACUUCGACUACCGGCAACAGAUGGUUUAUUGGACAGAUGUGACCACCCAGGGCAGCAUGAUCCGACGCAUGCACAUCAACGGCAGCGACGUUCAGGUCCUUCAUCGCACAUCGCUCAGCAACCCAGACGGUCUGGCAGUGGACUGGGUGGGAGGAAACCUGUACUGGUGUGAUAAGGGACGAGACACAAUUGAGGUGUCAAAGCUGAAUGGAGCGUACCGGACAGUUCUGGUCAACAGUGGCCUGAGGGAGCCACGUGCUGUGGCAGUGGACGUACGCUAUGGGUAUUUAUACUGGUCAGACUGGGGUGACAGCCCUCACAUAGGGAGGAUUGGGAUGGAUGGCACCAACAGGACUGUGAUCGUGGAGGAUAAGAUCACGUGGCCCAAUGGUCUCACGCUGGACUUUAUUAACGACCGCAUCUACUGGGCUGAUGCUCGGGAGGACUACAUAGCAUUUGCCAGCCUGGAUGGAACCAACAGACACACAGUUUUGACUCAGGAUAUUCCCCACAUCUUUGCUAUGACCCUGUUUGAGGAGUUCAUCUACUGGACGGACUGGGAGACUAAGUCCAUCAACCGAGCUCAUAAGACCCUGGGAAUCAACAAGACUAUGCUGAUCAGCACCUUACACAGGCCUAUGGACGUUCACAUUUUCCACCCAUACCGCCAGCCUGAAGUGGCUGGCCACCCGUGCCAAUUCAACAACGGAGGCUGCAGUAACCUGUGUUUGCUCUCACCUGGAGGGGGCUUCAAGUGUGCUUGCCCCACUAACUUCUACCUGGCAGCUGAUGGCAAACAGUGCUUGUCCAACUGCACUGCAAGUCAGUUUGUUUGCAAAAAUGACAAGUGCAUUCCAUUUUGGUGGAAGUGUGACACUGAAGAUGACUGUGGUGACCGCUCAGAUGAGCCUGCAGACUGCCCUGAGUUUAAAUGCAGACCAGGCCAGUUCCAGUGUGGCACCGGCAUCUGCACCAACCCAGCUUAUAUCUGUGAUGGAGACAAUGACUGCCAAGACAACUCAGAUGAGGCCAACUGCGAUAUCCAUGUGUGCCUGCCCAGCCAGUUUAAAUGCACCCACCCCAGUCGCUGCAUCCCUGGCAUCUUCCGCUGCAAUGGACAGGACAACUGUGGAGAGGGAGAGGAUGAGAAAGACUGUCCUGAAGUUACAUGCGCCCCCAACCAGUUCCAGUGCGCCAUCACCAAACGCUGUAUCCCACGUGUGUGGGUGUGUGACAGGGACAAUGACUGUGUGGAUGGAUCUGAUGAGCCGGCCAACUGCACUCAAAUGACGUGUGGCGUGGAUGAGUUCCGCUGUAAGGACUCGGGACGCUGCAUCCCGGCGCGUUGGAAGUGUGACGGAGAGGAUGACUGCGGAGAUGCUUCUGAUGAACCCAAGGAAGAGUGUGAUGAACGGACGUGCGAGCCAUACCAGUUCCGCUGCAAGAACAACCGCUGCGUGCCUGGCCGCUGGCAGUGUGACUACGACAACGACUGUGGUGACAACUCGGAUGAAGACAAGUGUGUGCCUCGUCAAUGUUCGGAGAGUGAGUUUGCCUGCACAAAUGGCCGCUGCAUUGCCGGGCGCUGGAAGUGCGACGGGGACCACGAUUGUGCUGAUGGCUCAGAUGAGAAUGGCUGUGAUGUGAAGUGUGACAGUGAUCAGUUCCAGUGCAAAAACGGCCAUUGCAUCCCCAUCCGUUGGCGCUGUGACGCUGAUGCUGACUGCAUGGACGGCAGCGACGAGGAGAAAUGUGACAGUGGCGUGGGUAGAUACUGCCCCCUGGAUGAGUUCCAGUGCAACAACACCCUUUGUAAGCCUCUGGGCUGGAAGUGCGAUGGCGAGGAUGACUGUGGAGACAACUCUGAUGAGAACCCAGAGGAGUGUGUUAAAUUCCAGUGUCCACCCACAAGGCAGUUUCGCUGUCACAACGACCGGGUCUGUCUGCCGAUAUCAAAACGCUGUGAUGGAGUCAACAACUGUGGGGACGACAGUGAUGAACUUAACUGCUUGCCUCCCUCGACACCAACGUGUCAGAAGGAUGAGUUCCAGUGCUCCAAUGGACAAUGCAUCAGCUCCGUCCUGCGCUGCAACUACUUCAACGACUGCGAGGACUACGGUUCUGAUGAAGUCAACUGCAACAAGAAAGGCACGGUGCUGAAUGACUGUCGCAGUAACAGAACAGUGUGCGGAGACGGAGAUGAAGCUCACUGUGUGGUGAACGGCACCGACUCUUUCUGCUCCUGCAAACCUGGCUUCCUGCCCAAAGGACGGAACAGAUGUGAAGAUAAGAACGAGUGCAAGCAGUUCGGAGUGUGUUCCCACAUCUGCAACAACACGAAGGGUUCUUACAAGUGCAGCUGCCAAAAGUACUUCAUCAGAAUCAAUGACACCUGCAAGGCUGAUGCUCCAAGACAAGUGCUCUACAUCGCUGAUGACAAUGAGAUCCGCAGCCUGGACCCUUCAAUGCCAAACUGGCGCUACGAGCAGAUCUUCCAGGGCGAUGCCAAUGUGCGCAUCGAUGCCAUGGACCUGCACAUCAAGACGAACCGCAUUUACUGGACAAACUGGCACACAGGGCGUAUUUCUUCUUAUGAUUUGCCUUCUUACUCCUCCUCCCCUAAUAACAACCGUAACAGACGGCAAACUGACUCCAGGAUCACCCACCUGGAGAUCCCUGAUCUCAAGAUGCCACGUGGCAUUGCCGUGGACUGGGUGGCAGGGAACUUGUACUGGACUGACUCUGGAAGAGAUGUUAUUGAAGUUGCCCAGAUAAGUGGAGGACACCACCGCAAAACCCUCAUCUCUGGGAUGAUCGAUGAGCCAUAUGCCAUUGUGGUCGACCCCCAGAGAGGGAAAAUGUACUGGGCAGACUGGGGGAACCACCCGAAGAUUGAAACAGCUGCUAUGGACGGAACCAUGAGAGAGACGCUGGUGGAGGAAAACAUCCAGUGGCCGACUGGUCUGGCAGUGGACUACUUUAAUGAGCGUCUGUACUGGGCCGACGCCAAACUCUCCCAGAUCUGCAGCGUGAGGUUUAACGGCAGCGACGCAGUUGUGGCUGCAAACAGCAUUAAGAACAAACUCCGUCAUCCCUUCAGCAUCGAUGUGUUUGAAGACUACGUCUAUGGCGUCACGUACAUAAACAACUACGUCUUCAGAGUGAAUAAAUUCGGCAAAGGUCCCAUUGAGAACCUGACAACUGGAAUGAACCAUGCUACAGAUAUAGUUUUGUACCACCGCUACAAACAACCUGAGAUUACAAACCCCUGCGACAGGAAGAAAUGUGAGUGGCUGUGUCUGCUGAGCCCCAGUGGACCCGUCUGCACCUGUCCCAACGGACGCACGCUGGACAAUGGCACAUGCGUGGAGCUGCCCACUCCCACACUGUCUCCUAUCUCUCCUCCUAGUGGUCCCUGCUUGGUCCAGUGUAUGAACGGUGGCAGCUGUUUCCUGAACGCCCACAAGCAACCGAAGUGUCGCUGUCAGCCUAAUUACGGAGGCGAACAAUGUGAGAUCGACCAGUGUAGAGACUACUGCAAGAAUGGAGGCACAUGCGCACCUUCCCCUACAGGUUCUCCUACUUGUCGAUGCCCGACAGGCUUCACUGGGCCAAACUGUAACCUGCACACAUGUAAGGAUUAUUGUAAGAAUGGAGGCAACUGCACCGUCAGUGCCGGAAACCAGCCAACCUGCCGCUGUCCUGAUGACUUCUUGGGCGACCAGUGCCAGUACAGAAGCUGUGAAGGCCACUGCCUGAACAAAGGUACAUGUCUACUAAGUGAAAAUGGCGCCAAGCUCUGCCGCUGUCUGCCCCAGUACAGCGGCAGCACAUGUGAAAUCGACAAGUGUCACUAUUGUCGUGACGGCGAGUGCAUCCCCAGCAACAGUUUUGCUUCAACAGGGGAGUUUGCCUGCCGCUGCACAAACGGCAGAGUCCAGCCCAGCUGCUACACAUGUGAUACUAAUGAGUACUGUGCGAAUGGCCAGUGCUCUAUAAACCUCAUCACUCGCCUUCCAGAGUGCAGAUGUUCACCAGGCUGGGCAGGGCAUCGCUGUGAGUCUGUGGCCCACAGUGACAGUGGCUCAGGCUCAGACGGAC